Molecule: messenger RNA, 1896 nt
Organism: Mucor velutinosus
Lineage: Eukaryota; Fungi; Mucoromycota; Mucoromycetes; Mucorales; Mucoraceae
Product: 1,2-dihydroxy-3-keto-5-methylthiopentene dioxygenase
Exons: 8
Coding region: 1-1896 (631 amino acids)
Biological process (GO): sphingomyelin catabolic process
Molecular function (GO): sphingomyelin phosphodiesterase activity
Source: RefSeq, a predicted model, not a curated record
AUGCGACACCUGUUGAUAACCAGUAUACUUGCGCUGGCAUUAGCGACACAUGCACAAGCCAGUAGUUUGUUUCAAACCUCAUUUAUUAGCUCACAUCAGCAAUUGGAAGACGACAUCUACCAAGAACUCAAUCAGCUAUUGCUCAGUAAGGAAGAUGACCCCAAGAAUCCAGAUGAUGCGGCCAAGAACUGCAAAUCUUGUAUCAACCUGCUCAAAAUGACAAAACGAUUUUGUUAUUUUCCUGAAUCGAUUCAACUAGCUGCAAUGACAAAUGUCUGCAAACGAUCAAAACAAGUGGAUAAUCAAGUUUGCGAAGGCAUGGUUCGAGAGCAAGGACCUGUCAUUCGUAAAGUUUUAAGGACUAUGGACAUAUCAGGAAGAGAUGGACAUUUGGCAUGUGCCUCCGUUUUGAAUGCAUGCCCGUAUCCAGGCAUUGAGCCAUGGAAGGUACCUUUUCCAAAGAAAAAGCCAAAACAUCCACAUGUGCAUAAACCAACAAACAAAACAAUGACCGUCCUUCAUCUCAGCGAUUGGCAUGUGGAUCCUUUAUACGAGGAAGGAACAGAGACUCUUUGCGAUAAGCCUAUAUGCUGUCGAAAAGAAUCAACAGAUUUUGACAAUAUCCUGAACUCGGCAUCGCCCUGGGGAUCUUAUGGAUGUGAUUCGCCACUCACAUUGAUUGAAUCCAUGCUGGAAUAUAUACCUACUGCUUCACCCAAUACAUCAUUUGCCAUCUUGACUGGCGAUAUCCCGCCGCAUGAAGUGUGGGAGACACUACCCACAGAGAAAACACAGAUGAUUCAAGAUGCUUCAUAUGCUUUGCUGCAUGCUCACUUUGAUUCACCUUUUCUCAUUAAUACCAAGCUGUAUCCAGCUAUUGGGAAUCAUGAGUCUGCACCGACCAACCUGUUUCCUCUCGUAGAUUCAAAUUUACCAGGAGGCAAGAGACACGACGACCUCACCAUGGAUUGGUUGUACGAGUCUUUUGAAGAGAAUUGGAAGGGAUGGCUGCCAAGGAGGCAUCUCAGUCGUGUACAUAAAAAUAGCGGUAGUUACAUCAGUCAUCCCAUGCCCGGUCUAAAGCUGAUUAGCCUCAACACCAAUUUCUGCUACAAUCUCAAUUGGUGGCUCUACGAACAUCCCACAAAAAGAGAUCCUAACGGUAUACUGAAAUGGCUCAUUAGUCAUCUACAAAAGUCUGAAGACGUGAAUGAAAAAGUGUGGAUCAUUGGACACACACCACCUGGUGAUUCUUCGUGCUUUCAUGAUUACGCAAACUACUAUUACCAAAUUGUAGAAAGAUAUGCUCCUCAUGUCAUUGCUGGCCAGUUUUUUGGACAUACACACAGAGACGAGAUCCAAAUCUUUUAUAGCCGUGCUUCUCAAAAGUCAAAAGACGCCAUCUCGGUCGCUUAUUUAGGACCAUCAAUUACCCCCUUCCCCAACCUGAACCCUGGAUUCAGAACCUACACGGUAGAUACAGGAACUUUUGAAGUAGUUGAAUCUCACACUUUUAUUGCUGAUUUGGAUAAAUCAAUCGCUUGGGAUCAAGAGCUCAAUUGGCACAAGGAAUACUCGGCGAAUGAGCUGUAUGGAUCCAGAGAGAAUCCAUAUAAACCACUUUCAGCUAGCUGGUGGCAUCAUGUCACUCGAGAAAUGGAACUGGAUGGCGAAAAGUUUGAUUUAUAUUGGUCAAAUCGAUACAAGUCAUCUCCCAUGACACCCGAAUGUGAUGAGGCAUGUCGUAUCAAUACGAUAUGUGGCAUGCGUGCUGGCAAAUCAGAACUGAGGUGCGAUUACGAUGCUUCAGAGUCAACACCGAGACCCGUUAUUUUAGAUAGAAAAGAAGAAGAAGCUUGCGGUUUAUCACUGCUUAAACGAAAGCAUCAUCGUUAA